Paramecium primaurelia is the source of this 543-nucleotide messenger RNA. Lineage: Eukaryota; Ciliophora; Oligohymenophorea; Peniculida; Parameciidae. The record is from the annotation of a GenBank genome assembly.
AUGGGUAGUAUCUGCAAUUAAAGAAUUACUUCGCCUUAUAAAGAAUUUGAUUUAGAAGAAAUUAUAUUUGGAAGAACAUAUAUUUAUGGUCCUCCCUCUAUUAUAAGACCAUCACCUAUUGAAAUAUUGAAAUUUUCAGAUGAGGAUUUUAAUUACCAAUAAGAAAAGGAACAAUGGUAUUCCACUUAGAUCCCUCAAUCAGAGGAUUAGGCAUUACUAUAAAUUUCAGAUAGAGAUUUAAAACUCACUCAAGUAAAAUUAUCAGUAGAAGAAGUCCUCAUACUAAAAGAAUAACCUGAAUCACCAGAUUAGAUUAGUUUUUCAAAGGAUGAUCAAAAUAGUGAGAUUAAGGACUCCUAAUAAGAUAUUGCAAAACACAAACCAAUUUUAAAACACAAAAAUUAAAAUACCUCAAAUCCUUAGAGUCCUAAAAACUAACUCAAAGAUUCUUAAACUUCAGGGUCUUAACGAUCUAUAAAAAAAGUCACAUUUGAUAAAAAAUCAAAAGUUGUUUAUAGUAGCUUUAGAAAAAUCAAAUAUUGA